Messenger RNA from Gamsiella multidivaricata, 4497 nucleotides. RefSeq lists its product as uncharacterized. Gene Ontology annotation, cellular component: SAGA complex. The record is from RefSeq and is a predicted model, not a curated record. Gene Ontology annotation, molecular function: transcription coregulator activity. NCBI's taxonomy places the organism in Eukaryota, Fungi, Mortierellomycota, Mortierellomycetes, Mortierellales, Mortierellaceae. The transcript is spliced from 4 exons. Gene Ontology annotation, biological process: regulation of transcription by RNA polymerase II. Bases 1 to 4497 code for a protein of 1498 amino acids.
AUGGAUGAUUUCAUUGAUAGUAUCCAUAUGGAAAUAAUUCCUUGCCUGUGGGAAAUGUUAUCACCGUUGAAUGAUCAUAUGGCCGAUACGACGCUACCGCUGAUCAUGCUUUUCGCCUCCAAACGCCCAGGAUUCUUUCACAAGACCGUCUCUCAGCUCUUUCAUGACGACGACUGGGAGGUCCGCUUCUCAGCACUCGAUCCAAUCUUUGGGCUAUUCUCCAAGUUGGAUGACGCUUUGGUCAUGAAACUCUUCUUCCGGCAGACUGUACCAACCACAUCCCCUUUGGGCACGAUGCAGAGCGGUAAGGGAAAAGGCAACAACAGAGGUCAGCGUAACCGAGAUCGCUCACAACAUCAGACCAGGACAGGAACCAGUUCAUUCGAACCUGAGACCAGUGAAAGCAGUGGUACGGGCUUGAGCGGGCAGGCACGAAGGGGUGCGUCGACUCUGCAUGGCGAGCAAAACCAUCCAAGCACCUACCAAACUUUGCGUCAGAGCCCACUUCAGCAGUCGGUCUUAUACUCACAAUUCCUGCCAGAGCAGCUCCAGAUUUUGGGACCGGCGUUCAGUUUCUUUGUCUCGUCUAUGUGGGAUAAAGAAGAGGCCGUUCGGACUAAAGCGAGGACACUACUGAAGUCGCUCCAGCCAGUUCAUGUCUGCCACGCGCUCAAAGCAUGGGAGCUGCAUUUUAUUGAUAGCCCUCCCGAGAUCCAACAGACGCUACUGAAACUGAUGACUCGACUCAACAACUACUUUCCUGGCUGGAAAAUCAUGGACUACAGUCAAGUCUUCAGAUUACUGACGAGCGGCACAUUGGGCCGACCAACGAACAAAGGCUCGAGUGACCCUUUUAUGUCGGGAACUGAUACCGGUAGUGUAGCGUCGGACCCACAGGAAGAAAGUAGGUUGAGCGGGUCUGGAGUACACUCUCAAGGUAUCAGUGGACGGAGGCCUGGGCGCGCACCUGUGGGCUCCUUCAUACCCCAGGACAGCGCUAGCGAUAACAUAGCCGGAGAUGCAUUAGCAGAAGGCGCGGAGCCUAUUCAUCCUCACCACGGACCACAGCCCUCGAUUGCCGAGUCAUCAGUUCUCGAUGUGCCCCCGAUGGCGUUCAUGCCUUCCGGUGAACCCUCUCGCAGUAAGCAGCGCGCUUCCAUCGUCUCGGCAUCCAGCGUUACGACGACUUCAGAAGAAUCUUUGCCAGCAAUGACAGCGGAGGCAGAAGAGCGUGAAAGGCAGUUAGCACUGGAGGACGAUAUUCACUGCAGUCUGUUGAAUCUGGCGCUUCAAAUGGCAGCAAACGGUAUUGAACCCCGACUGGACGAAGUUAUUCAGCUCAAAUACCUGGUCGUCUUCUAUCUCGAUUUCGAGGGCUGCGAACUGCUGAGUUUGGGCCAAGGAAAGUUUCAGGUGCGAUACGGAGAGUACAUUCCUCGGCAGCGAACGACGCCACUUUAUGAAGGAGAGGAGGAAGAUCUCAAUGGCAAUGUUCUUCUCAAUGAUCCAGGGCAUGAGAGUUUUGUCAUGGUAAUUUGCAAGAACCUGCAGUUGAUCCUGGACAGAUACGUCGAGAUCAAGCCUGACUACGAGAAGGAUGCGCCGACACUUUACGAUCGUUUACAAUCAAGGGAUACGAGCUUGUAUGGUGGUGGAAUGUACGGCUAUGAAGGAGUGGCUAUGCAGAGCGAUCUGCAGACACAGGUCCCCCAGGAUGGGCGGACAUUCAGCGCCACUACUACCACAAGCAGGGAGUUAUCCAACGAAGGCACCCAGGAUGGUGAAGACGAGUAUGGCCAGGAGCACUACCAUCGGCGUUAUGGUCUGUUCUGCUUCCCGCGUUAUAAGCAUCAUCAGGACGAUCACUAUCGCAACCAUCACCACCACGUUGAGGAUCCAUACAAUCUGCAGAGUCCAACUACGCAAAAGAGCCAGUACCAGCAGGCCUACUACUCUCUGCAUGGACAGCAUACAGCACCACUGUACCAGCAGCAUCACCAUCACCACUAUCACAGAAACCAGAAUCGACGCCUGGACGAGAACGCGCCCGUGGUGGGAACGUAUUUUGUAGAUGUGAUUCUGAGAUUCUUUGGAUCGGAGACGGAUCUGAGCGCUCUCCCCGCAGGCAGACUGAAGAAUUGGCUGGAAUUGCUUCUGAUUGUGAUAUACAAGUACGUCAAGGAGGUCGACCCUCUUUCUGACUUAGUAAUCGUGUUGAUGAAGCGCAUCGUCGAGAUGCUUAUGGGCAGGAAGAGUGGUCUCGCCACGACCGCAGCUGCAGCUCCCGUGGGAGUGAAUGGUGCGAACGGCAACGAGUCAGGGGGUGCUGGUGGUACAGGAAACGUGGGCACUUCAGCAUCGCCAUCCGGAGAAGAAUCAAUGUCAGAAGAGAAUAUUCUUUUGGCAAUUUCGAUCUGCUCAACUCUUCUGAAGAGAUCAUCGACUAUGACUACUGCGCUUUUGUCGAGAGAGAUUAUGGCUAUGGGACGAUUGAUGACCAAGAGGAGGGACGAUCCAGAGGACCCGGUUUUGAUCCGCGCACAAAACUUUUUGCACGACGCAUUUGUGCAUUUUAUGGGCAAUGGUCUUUUCGUGCUCGUCUUCAAGACGCAGCCUGCGCAUAUCACCAACACUUUUGGAUGGGAGGAAGAAGGAUGGGAAGUGGAUCAAGAACUCGACCUUUUCUAUGUCCUCGCAGCAGUAUUGGGUGAAGACGAGAUGGUCCCACUAGAUCCUACUAGCACCUCAUCCUCUGCAAACGGCCGCCUGGUGCACUUUCGCGAUCAACCUAUCCGGGACAUCUUGGACCGCGUCAUGAUCUUCAGGGACCUAGAGCCCAUUCAAGUGUCGACUAUCUUGACCAACCUGGCCCUCUAUAUCGAGCGAGUCCACUCCAAGUUCGAAGACCCACACCUGCUGCCCGAUAUGGGCCAGUUCUUGAUCAAAAUCACAAAGUAUACGGCUGAAUGGGAUCACCAACAGCACCAAAAACAAAAGGAGCAGAUCCAGCAGCUUCGGAUGGCGCAGGAGCAACAGCAGCGGAUGGUUCAGGAACAGCAACAGCAUCAGCAGUUUUUGCAACAGCAAGCGCAAAUGAAAUCACAGGCGAAAUACAGAACCUCUCAAGCCUUGUUCUCGACGAACACUUCAACCAUGCUCUCCAGUGAAUCGUCUCUUCGUAUGUCAAAUCAACAUCAGCAGGAGCUACAACCGGAACAAAAGCAAAAACAGGUGCAAACCCCAACUCAGACGCCGAUACUGCAGCAGAAAGAGGGCGUAUUGUCCAUGACAUCAGGAUCAACAGUGGUCGGAGUGAGUGAGCCAUCGACAGCUCCCUUAAUUUCUUUACCAGCGCUGCCGGCUUCCGCUCCGCUGUCGACUCCAAAGCCAGUUGUAGAGGCACAGAGAAGAAAUACAGCGACCUCAAUAACGUUGACCCCUACGACGCCGUCUUCAUCAUCCACUUCGACACCUGCGCGGCAAGAGCAGAGCCAUCAGUUGACCCAUCAGUCGACCAUACCUUCCUCCACCACCUUUGAAUUGUCGCCCUCUAUCGCGACACCUAAGCCGUCCUUUGUUAGAAGCAAAUCGGAUAUCCUCAAAACCAUGACAUCCUUUGAUUCGGAGAACAGCCCGUUCGCAAAGUUGCGGAACAAUCGACAGGAGAACACCCACGACGGCUUUCAGGCGCUACCGCAACAGCAGCAGUCAUACCAUCAUGAUCCACACCUUCAUUUGCAUUCCCGCCGUCAACCGAGCCAAAAAUCCCGGGCUCAUCGACAGGUUUACGGGCAUCAUUGGGAUUACAGCAACGCUGUCUUGCGGAUGUGCUCGAUCUUGAUGAUCCAGAAUCCACUUAAGGGACAUCAUUUGAUCGCGGCGAUCAAGCAUGUCUUGAGACAAGCGCUGUAUCGGGACAAGAUCUCUGCACCGGCUCUGAUCCGCAUAGUGACCGGAUACUGCUAUAUGGCGGAACUAGACUUCUCACUCUCCCUGGUAAAUAUAUUCGGAGAGUUCGUCGUCGAAGAAAUGAAGACGUCGAUCCAGCAUCAUGCGCAUGCCAAGCACGACGAUCAUUUAAUAGUACAUCAUAAGAACGGGAUUGAAGGUCAGGAUUUGGAUUCUUCUCGGAGGAACAGCGUUUUCCGACGCAGCAGUGGAAAAGAAAGCGAGAAGGAAAAAGAACACGCGAUGGGAGCUGUGAACCUGGGAUUGGGAGCAGUGAAUCUUGGCGUUGGAGUCGCCGGAGUAGGUGGAGGAUAUCAUCCUGGCGGGCGCACUAAGAUCCUGGCCAGCAAUCUUCAUCUACUACAUCAUUUACUGAUUUGGGACUUGGAUCCGAAUUAUAAUCAGGAAUGGACCCAAAUCAAGUGGGAGAUCUUGGGAUCAAUGCGUUUCCCACCUGGACAUCCGAUUUUGUUUCCUGGAGCGAAUGAAGCCUUGCGUCAGACAACUGCUUCCAUUAUUAGUGACUGGGCUGACCGGUGCCCUAGUUGA